Messenger RNA from Trichoderma citrinoviride, 2431 nucleotides. RefSeq names its product DIL domain-containing protein. Bases 1 to 2418 code for a protein of 805 amino acids. Gene Ontology annotation, molecular function: GTPase binding. The record is from RefSeq and is a predicted model, not a curated record. NCBI's taxonomy places the organism in Eukaryota, Fungi, Ascomycota, Sordariomycetes, Hypocreales, Hypocreaceae. The transcript is spliced from 4 exons.
AUGGAUCUCGGGGACUCUGGCGGCGAGGCGAACCGACGGAGCAUUCCGGCUGACUUGCCCACAUCUCUGGACGAUCGGAGACAUGCGGCGGGAGAGUUUACGGUGCCGGAGACGGAGAUGUACGAUGGCUGGCAAGGCCAGUCCCAAUUCCUCACCUCGCCCGUGCUCGCAAAGCCCCUCAACUUCGGCGACCUCUCCCUCAACGACUCGAACGAAAGCGACUUCAUCGACAGCGGCCCCAAAGACAGCGACGCCAGGCUGAUGGAGAUGCUGGCCGCCCAGGCUGCGCACCGCAACGAGGCGGCGCUGGAAGACGAGGACGCCAUCAUAAACAACGACAAGAUGACCGAGUCUGAGAAGAAGGACAUACUACAAAGGGCCCUGACCAUGGCUGCCAGCAACGGCGACACCGAAAGGGUCAAGAAGCUGCUCGAGGGUGAUGCGAAACCCUUUGUCGACGUCAAUCUUGCCGACGACGACGGGACCCCGGCGUUGAUCUACGCCAGCUGCUUUGGUCACGAAAAGGUCGUGGAGGCUCUCAUUGCCGCCGGUGCCAACGUCAAUCAACAAGACCGCAAUCAAUGGACGCCUUUCAUGUGGGCAAUGACGAACCGCCACAAGGGCAUAGCGAAGCUGCUGCUGGACAAGGGCGCAUCUUCGGAGCAAAAGACGUCGUCUGGGCGGACGGCCUUUGACUUUGUUCCCCCCGACAGCGAUAUGUCGUUUUACCUGCAUGACAAUGGCUACACCAUCGGGAACGCGGGCAUGGGCGGCGACUUUUACAAUCCCGGCUUCUCUCAGGACCGUUUUGAGGAAGAGAUGGCGGAGAACGAGAUGCGGAGACGACUGAUGAUGGAGAGUGCCCGCGAUCUGGAGGUUGAUUUGGGCAAUGUGGGAAUGGAUGAUCAGCCAGAGACGAUGGAUGAUUUCGAAGAAGAACAGCAAGAGUUCGACUGGAGUCGCUGUCUCCACGACCAAAUGUUUGUCUUCCAGGAGCACGAGCUGGACCGGAUCCUGGACAUUGUCGUCACCAAGAUGACGCCCCAGCGGUCGCCGUCGCAGAAGCCGGUACCAGCCAACAUGAUCUUCCUCAGUGCGAGAUAUGCACACUACCACGCCAGCCCCGACCUGUUGAGAAGACUGCUCGUGUCCGCAAUGCAGCGCAUCAACGCCGUUGUCGAAAAGUCCCAGUGGGACAUGACCAUCUUGGCUUUUUGGAUGUCGAAUGCCACGCUCCUCCUGCAUUACCUCAAGAAAGAUGCCGGAUUAGUGGAGGCGACAACCACAUUCCAGGCACAGCUUGCUGAGCUGAUCAAUGAGAUCUUUGUGCUCAUUGUCCGGGACGCCGAAAGACGACUGGACAAGGUCCUGGACUCUGCCAUGCUAGAGCACGAGACCAUCCCCGGGUUCGAGGAUAUUGCAUUCCAAAACGAGUGGAAGAUAUUCAAGAGAAAGUCUACGGUCAAGGAGCAGCCUCUCGAGAAGCGCUACCGCCCGCCAUCUCCCAAGCAGAGAGCAAAGCCCGCUCCUCGGAACGUCACCUCGCUGCUGUCAUCGACGCUCUUCGUGCUGGACCUGUACGACGUCCACUCGGUCAUCACGGCACAGAUCAUCUCCCAGCUUCUCUACUGGCUCGGGUGCGAGCUGUUCAACAGAGUCAUGUCCAACCGCAAGUACCUGGCCAGGACAAAGGCAAUGCAGAUCCGCAUGAACGUGUCCAUGCUGGAGGACUGGGCACGAACAAACAAUAGACAGGCGGAGCACUACGAAGGCGGCGAGAUGGACUCAUCGGGCGAAACAACAAUGGACGCGGCCAAGAGGCAUCUGGCCCCGGUGAUUCAGCUGCUGCAAUGGCUGCAGUGCUUCUCAUCGCUCAACGCCGACGACUUGGAGGCCCUGGUCGACACUCUCCAGCAGUUGAAGAGGAUGACGCCGCAGCAGCUGAUCCAUGCAGCCACGCAUUACCGCCCCGAAGUGGGCGAAAAGGGCCUGCCGGCCAGCGCUAUGAAGUACCUGCUUGCGAUCCAAAAAGAGUCGGCACUCAAGAAGGAUCGGCGUCAAAGCACUGCAGAGAGCGCCCCGAGCACGCCAGUAACGGGUAACUUCAACGGAAACGGGAUGUCGACGCCCAGGAGCGUCAACAUUGCAACGCCCAGCAUCAAGGGCGCAGACUCGGAUGACGAAGACAGCACACCAAAGGGUCUGCUGCUGAACCCAGCCUACAUGCUGCCCUUUGCGCUGCCAUCCGUCACGGACAUGCUGGUAUCGUACGGAGCGGGCUUUGGAGGCGUCAACAGGGAAAGGGAACGCAAAUACAUCCCGACUGUGCCGCCAGAGUUUUUGGAAAAGCUGGAAGUGAAUGGGACGCGGAACCCGCCCAUGUUUCAGGAGAAGGACUGGGAAAAUGAAGAGGUUUGAAAUGGCUAAAAGG